Messenger RNA from Pyrus x bretschneideri (Chinese white pear), 3338 nucleotides. Its product is annotated as beta-amylase 7-like. The coding region runs from base 751 to 2886 and encodes 711 amino acids. Gene Ontology annotation, molecular function: beta-amylase activity. NCBI's taxonomy places the organism in Eukaryota, Viridiplantae, Streptophyta, Magnoliopsida, Rosales, Rosaceae. Gene Ontology annotation, biological process: polysaccharide catabolic process. The transcript has 10 exons. The record is from RefSeq and is a predicted model, not a curated record.
AGACACAAAGUUCACGUGAUCCACCACCACACAUCAGGACCCAUAUCUCGUGCUCUUGAUCUACCCAAGUCCACGCUCUCAGCACGUGCGACACGUGCCACAACUCACGCCCGAACCGUGAGACGCACACGUGUUCCGCAUGGUUUCACUCGCUCACCUCACACACAUAGUGCACGCCCACACGCCUCGUUCGUGCCAGCAAAUUCCCCCAAACACGCUCGCACCUCGCACGCGUGGCAAUCCCCCGAGCGUGAGCGCCCCCUCCUCGCAUGCUCGCACGCUUCUCCUUCCCCAUCCCUCUCCCGCCCGACCCGAGCCGCCCGUCUCCGACCCCCUCCCUCCGUCUUUCCCUUCGGAGCCCCGCCCUACUCCUCGUGAGACGACGCCGUACUAUUUAUUUCCGGCCGCCGGAAAAUUCGGGCACGGAUUCCGGUGAAGCAGCUAGGGCUUCUGAAAGGGGGAAUAGAAGAUGGAUCGGGUGGAAAAUGGGAGUGGGAGCUCUGAGUGAGGGCGAUGAGGUGGAAUUCGAGGAGAAAAUGGAUAAUUCCGGCCAAGGUGGAGUCAAUUGCUAGAAUUCGGCCGUUCCAGCUGGUUUUAGGAGAAAAUUGAGCAGGAUCGUAUCUGCAUUGUUGAGAAAAAUCUACUCCUUCAAGUGGUUAUGUGGGAAAUUAAGCAGUGAUGGUUUCUACAUUCAUGAUAGAAGGAUCAAGUAGCUAAGAUAAUCAGGAGGUUUAAAGCGUAGGAUAAAUUAUGGAAACGGGUCUUCAGAAGUUAAUCACAAGUGAAGAAGAUGAUGACGAAGAAAUGGAGAUGGAUGUGAAAGAAGAGGACAGUGGCGAUGAUGAAGAUGGAGAGAAGCAUGUUGAUGCCUCCCAAAUGAUGGCAGGGGUUGAUGGAGAAAUGCCAACAAUAAGUAAUAAUAAUAACCGUUUACAACAGCAUCAUCAAUUUCAAGAACAAGUGGGGACUCCCGGAGGGGGAGGAGCUAGGAGGUGUAGACCCCUGGAAGAGAAGGAGAGAACCAAGUUAAGAGAACGGCAGCGCAGGGCAAUCACGGCGAGGAUCUUAGCAGGGCUACGGAGGCAUGGAAAUUAUAAUCUUAGAGUUAGGGCUGAUAUCAAUGAUGUAGUUGCAGCUUUGGCUAGGGAAGCUGGCUGGGUUGUUCUUCCAGAUGGAACAACAUUUCCUUCAAAAUCUCAGGGCCCAAGGCUGGCUGGUGUCAAUUCUGCAGCAGUGACUUCAUCAUCAUCCCAAAUAGUAUCCCCACGUACUCCUGCUUCCCUUAAAGGAGUUACUUCUGGCUAUCAGAGCCCUGGGGAGCUUAAUGCUUCCAACACCAAAGGUGUUUAUUUGCCUAGUUUAUCGCCUUAUGUUCUCCCCUCAAGCGCUCAGUCCCAAGGUUCAUCCAUUGUUGGAGAUGGAGCAGGUCAAACAGAGAGUCAUCCUCUUAGUGGUGGCUCCUUGGAUAAUGUUGGCUACAAACAGAUUGUUGACAUACCCCUGAAGUUACAAGAACGUGAUUUCUCCAGCACUGCGUACAUUCCGGUUUAUGUAAUGCUACCACUAGGUGUUAUUAACAUGAAGUGUGAGCUGGUUGAUCCAGAUGGUCUACUAAAGCAGCUAAGGGUAUUGAAAUCAGUUAAUGUAGAUGGCGUUAUGGUUGAUUGCUGGUGGGGAAUAGUAGAGGGACAUGCUCCACAGGAGUAUAAUUGGAAUGGAUACAAGAGGCUCUUUCAAAUGGUGCGCGAGCUUAAGCUGAAGCUACAGGUUGUCAUGUCAUUUCAUGAAUGUGGAGGCAAUGUUGGUGAUGAUUUAUGUAUUCCACUGCCUCAUUGGGUGGCUGAAAUUGGUAGAAGCAACCCUGACAUAUUUUUCACUGAUAGAGAGGGAAGAAGUAAUCCUGAAUGCCUUUCAUGGGGAAUUGACAAGGAACGAGUUUUAAGAGGCCGGACGGCUGUUGAGGUAUACUUUGGCUGCAUGAGAAGCUUCCGUGUAGAGUUUGACGAGUACUUUAAAAAUGGUAGCAUCUCCAUGAUUCAAGUUGGACUAGGUCCUUGUGGGGAAUUGCGAUACCCAUCUUGUCCUGUAAAGCAUGGUUGGCGAUAUCCCGGUGUCGGUGAAUUUCAGUGUGAUGAUCAGUAUUUGCUGAAAAGUUUGAGGAAGGCUGCAGAAGCAAGGGGACACUCCUUCUGGGGUAGAGGUCCAGAUAAUGCAGGUUCUUAUAAUUCCCAGCCAAAUGAUACCGGUUUCUUUUCCGAAGGCGGUGAUUAUGAUGGCUACUAUGGCAGGUUCUUCCUUAAUUGGUACUCUCGAGUUUUAGUUGAUCAUGGUGAUCGGGUGCUUUCUCUAGCAAAGUUAACUUUCAACGGAACCUGCAUUGCUGCAAAGCUAUCAGGUCUUCACUGGUGGUACAAGACGGUCAGUCAUGCGGCUGAGUUGACUGCGGGCUUCUAUAAUCCAUGCAACCGUGAUGGUUAUUCUCCAAUUGUGACGAUGCUAAAGAAGCAUGAAGCUAAUUUAAGCUUAGCAUGUACUGAAUUGCACAUGUUAGACCAGCAUGAAGAUUUCAAAGAGGCACUGGGAGAUUCUGAGGGUUUAUUUUGGCAAGUGCUGAAUGCUGCGUGGGAUGUUUGCUUACCGGUUUCUAGUGAGAACGCUCUUGCUUGUCAUGAUCGUAUCAGCUACAACAAGAUAUUGGAUAAUGCCAAGCCCUUGACUGAUCCAGAUGGAAGGCAUUUGUCAUCUUUUACCUACCUUAGGCUCAGUCCACUUCUAAUGGAAAGAGACAACUUCAUGGAAUUUGAACGAUUCGUUAAGAGAAUGCACGGUAAGACAGCCUUUACCACUGCUUUAUUGUUGAUUCAAUUUGAUGCGUUAUUGAUCUAGUACCAGAAUAUGGAAAAUGCCAACAACAGUAUCUCCGUAUAUAAACACUGCUCCACAUUGGAGAACGAAAAUACAUAAAAAUCAGAAUCAGUUCACAUAUUUGUCGCCGCGUGUUUUCUGGAUUCGGCAUGAGUUGUAACUAUGAAUUUCACUGCAGGGGAAGCUGUUGUUGACCAAGUAUAUAGCAAGUAGAAUGAAGUAUCCCCAGAUAGUGCUUUAUUAAUUCCUCUUGAAUGAAGAGGGUUGUCCAGUUUAGUGUAUUAUCUUCUUUUCUUAGAGGAAAAAUGAAAAUUUACUAGUCGAUAGGACAGCGGCUAACGACGAGAUUCAACUAUUUUGUACUCGAACAGCGAUCGCGAUUGAUAUGUAAAAGUAAUUUAAAUGUAAAAUCCUCAUAGCUUUUAGAAAACAUUGCUUGCAGAAAUUGCAUCUUUCUCCACCAUUAGCAGCCA